Raphanus sativus (radish) is the source of this 2734-nucleotide messenger RNA. RefSeq lists its product as uncharacterized. Bases 206 to 2047 code for a protein of 613 amino acids. The record is from RefSeq and is a predicted model, not a curated record. NCBI's taxonomy places the organism in Eukaryota, Viridiplantae, Streptophyta, Magnoliopsida, Brassicales, Brassicaceae. The transcript is spliced from 10 exons. Gene Ontology annotation, molecular function: protein binding. Gene Ontology annotation, biological process: response to endoplasmic reticulum stress.
AAUAAGUACAAAGUAGGAGAGAGCACUCACUAACUCAAUUUUCGUCGUUUGGGGCUUAUAGUAAUGGCGCUCCAUCUUUAGCGCACUCUCCGACACGACACGAGACAAGACGAGACAUUGGAUUUUCUUCAGUUCUAAACGCGCCUCUGCAAAUUUUCCUCUCUCCUGAGACAGUGACUAUAUAUAGCAGCCUAGCUUCUCAAGGAUGGCUCAAUCGAGGGCUAACCAUAGAAACCUUACGAAAACACAACUAGGUGGUGUCGUUUUUGGCUGCACCAAGCAUACCAUCAACGAAUGCCUCUCCAAACACUUAUUUGGUCUGCCUUACAACCACUUUUCAUACGUCCAGAACAUUGAUACUGCCCUCCCCUUGUUCCUUUUCAACUACUCUGAUCGUAAACUUCAUGGCCUUUUCGAGGCUGCUGGUCCUGGUCAUCUCAAUAUUGAUCCUUAUGCCUGGACCUCUAAUGGUUCCGACCGAACUUCUUUUCCUGCUCAGGUUCAAAUCAGUGCUCGCUUACAGUGUGAACCCCUUUCUGAACAAAUAUUCAAACCUGCCAUUCAAGAUAAUUACUACUCUUCUCACCAUUUCUGGUUCGAGCUUGAUCAUUUACAGACUAAUAAGUUGAUCUGUCUCCUCUCUUCCUUUCCUCUCAAACCUAACCCCCCACCCCUCCUCACUAGACAGCUUUUUCACUUUCCUCCAUCACCUCAUCCUCAUAUUAGAGUCAACAUGGACCAGCCUUCCAAUAGCGAGCCAAUCGAUACCUUAGAGGUGGAGGUGGAGGUGGAGGCCUCACCUGCUCCUCAGGAUUGUCUUCUCGAGGAACUCAAGGAUCUCGCCCUUACUCAUCCACACAAUAGUCUGAUGCUAACCGUUGACCAACCAAACGUUCCCACGACAGAUAGAGACGAGGAAACAUGUAAAAUAGCGGGGAAAGGAGAUGGCGGUUCAUCCCCGCGUCAACAUACAAUAAUCCAGUUGAUGCAAGAGGUGAAGGAACUCAAGGCAUACGGGAUUGAAAAUUCAACCAAGAUAUGCUACUUGGAAGAGAAACUGGGUGAAGCACACACUGAAAUCCAUAGACUGAGAGAGCGUUGCAACAUGCUGGAGUCCAAAAUCGCUACUAGUAGUGAUACUAGGGAGAUCCAUUUACCAGAUGAUUCAAACUUAGAUUCAACUGAGGCAGCAAUUCUUCUGUUGGGCGGAUUUGAUGGUUACUCUGAAUCAGGAUUGUCAUCAGUCCAAUCAUAUUUUCCGUCUAGGAAUGUUGUCAAGGCUCAUAGUUCAAUGACCUCUAUCCGUUCGAAUGCUUCAGUCGCAAAAUUGGAUGGUAAAGUUUACGUCUUUGGAGGGGAUGAAGGUGGCAAUGGUUGGACGAACACAGUUGAAUCAUAUAACGAGACGGAUGGUGGGUGGAGCUUGUGCUCUCCCUUGAACGACAGAAAAGGAAAUUUAGGUGGAGCCACAUUGGAUGGCAAAAUAUUUGCAAUCGGAGGCGGGAACGUUGAGGUAGUUUUUUCAGAUGUUGAGAUGCUUGAUCCUGAUAUAGGGAGGUGGAUCAGAACUAGGUCAAUGGAGCACAAGAGAUUUGCAGUUGCCGCCACCGAGCAUAACGGUUCCAUAUAUGCUGUUGGUGGUUUUGAUGGGAAGGAGUACCUCAACACAGCUGAAAGGUUUGAUCCUAGAGAGCACUCGUGGAUGAGAAUUGCAUCGAUGAAGUCAAGAAGAGGCUGCCAUUCUCUUGCUGUUUUGAACGAGAAACUAUAUGCGAUAGGUGGGUAUGAUGGAUCGACAAUGGUAUCGAGUGUGGAGAUAUAUGAGCCACGGAGAGGGACAUGGAUAGAGGGAGAAGCAAUGAAGGAGGCAAGAGGAUAUUCAGCAGCGGCAGUGGUGAAAGACUGCAUAUAUGUGAUCGGAGGAUACAAGGGGGAAGGAGUAGACAUCUUAGACACUGUUGAGUGUUUCAAGGAUGGCAAAGGGUGGGAAAAGGUGCCGUGUUCAUCCAUGGGGAGGCGUGGCUUUCUAUCUGCUGUGGCUUUGUAAAGGGAAAAAGCCUUUCUCUUUUUUUUUUUUUGGAUCUAUGGCAAAGUCAUUACUCAUGAGAUGAGAUGAGAGCCACUGAUAGGAACUCUCUAGGAGUUGGGAAACAUUUAGACGUUGGGGGAAGAGUGUUUUUGGAUGCAAAAUGGACUUUGCUAUAAUGAUGGUUUUGUAAAUUUCAGUUGGAAAAGUGUCUGGAACACAAGAUUAUAAAUAUCAUUGAAACUCAAACAAAUAAAAAAGAAAAAGAAAAGUAGAAAAUGAUAUAACAGAGAGUGGAGUCGUAAAAGUUGGGCCGAAGCAAACAGAAAUAACGUGUAGAUUGUCAAAUAGAAAGUAGCCAUAUAGUUAUUCGCUAGGUUUAGCUCCUCUGAAUCCCAUCUCAAAACGUGUAGAUUGUAUAAGCCAUCUUGAUAUGUCAUUCCUACAUUUCAUUUCUCUUCUUGCAGGGAUCCUUCUUUGGUUGGAACCUGGCGACUUUGUAGUUCCAUGAUCGACGCUGACUGCCAUGCAACCGUUAUGUAAGGUGUGUGGCUUCUUCUUUCAUCUAUUAACUUUGAUCUAUUUCCCUUUUAUCUUAAUGUUUGGAUUGAGAGAAUAACAUUGAAUGCUACUGCUUUACUUUAGAGCAAUCCUUUCUACUGCCGUUGUGUAUUUGUCAAAUAUAUAAAUGAUUAAUGUUUUAAUUUA